Molecule: messenger RNA, 1443 nt
Organism: Paracoccidioides lutzii Pb01
Exons: 5
Coding region: 1-1443 (480 amino acids)
Molecular function (GO): protein binding
Source: RefSeq, a predicted model, not a curated record
AUGCUCAGUUCCCAUACCUCUGAAUGCGUUCAAGAGGCGCUCAAUCAGGGUAUCGAUGGAUAUUCUGCCAUUUUCCAAGCCGUUAAGCGGAACGAUGCUGAUAUUAGCAAGCUGCUCGUUGAUAACGGAGCAAAUCCCAAUGCAACCGAGUAUAAUUCUGGCAUCCCUCUCAUUGCAUUUGCCAUUUUGCAGAAUGCGGAAACCGUAGUUGUCCAAACUCUUCUGAGCCUUGGUGCGAAUCCGCAUUCUAUUCCUCAAGACUUGUGGGAUUCUACCGCGACCAAAUUAUCUAUGAAGGGUGAGGACUUACUAGCAGGCAACAGUAACGCAACUCCCCAGACCCUCUGGUGCAGCAGUUUUCACCGCGUUUCGCUCCUACAGCGGCUGGACUUCGGUCUCAGUUAUCAUCUUCAAGUUACCAGUGGACCAGAUGUACCCUCAAAAGAAGAACGACAAAUUUUUGAAACACUAGGAAUGAAAUCUCUCCUCCAGGCACCAUAUUUUUUGAUCGGACAGAGUUUCGCGGUUAAGUGCGUAGCGAAGUAUGUCAAGUCGCCUCUUGUGCUUCCCAGAAGUGGUGCACUAUUGUUAGCAUUUGUUGGAAACCCCUGCCAUGGCCAGGCUGAACUAGCUGCUUGUGUUGGCAAAUUGAUAUCUGCCAACUCCAUUAUUGCUCGAGUCAAAAAGACAAACAAAUUAUUUACUAACGGGGGAGUAUCGUCUGACAAUCUGUCGAUGAACCACUUGAACAAAGUGGAGGUGGUAUACUUCGACGACCUGGACAAAACUGGCUGUUCGGACCUUAUUACACUGCUAGAUGGCCGCGCCCAAGGCACCAAGCAAGACAAAGGUAAUCCUAGCGUACUCACCAAUGCGAGGACCAUAUGUAUUCUCUCCGUAACGGAUACUCGUUGGGACCUUCUGGACAAAGCGCUGAGAAAAGACUUAAUUAGAACUUAUGGUGCCUCACUAACCAGCCACAUCGAUGCCAUAAUCCCAUUUCUCCCUUACUCUAAGCUUGAAACAGCAGCUCCCGCACAUAAACAUAUUAACGACCUGCGUUCUCGCCUGGCUUCUAUCCAUAAAACUCUUGGCGGUGCCCUUACAAGUAAAACCAGCUCCAUAUUCACACGCGCCGUCCGUCUCAAGCUCGAAGGCGAUGACGAAGCGAUCUACACGCAUCUAGCGGAGAAGAACUAUGACAUGAAUCUUGGCACACGGUCUAUUCAGCAAGGAGUUGUUAACAAAAUCCAGUUGCCGAUUAUUGAACUGUGGACUAAGAAAUGUGCGUAUGAUCGUGAAGGGGCGGAGGAGGGCAAGGAAGGGUUGUCAGAUGGGUUGGAUGUAGGGGGCGAGGAGGAUAAGGGGACUAUGACUGCUGUUGUCAAGUUGGUGAGUGGUGAGGGGUAUGGGUCUCCUUCUAUUGACAUUUCUUUGGAAUAG